UGCUACCACAGCAGGCUUCAGAUCCACUCAGUGCUCCUCAGAGUGGUGGAAGGAUAUACAAUACAGCCAACUUCAGUGGCUAGAGAGAUUUUACAAAAGCAGCCAAGAUGUGUGACAUGGGAGGUCUGGACAAUUUGAUAGCCAACACGGCUUACUUGCAAGCCAGGAAAAGCGUGGAUGGCGACGCCAAAGAAAUGCUAAAGAGGCGCAGGAGCCUGUCCCUUCCCAGCCCCGAUCAGUGUGCGGAAAUGAGACAGAAGAUCUGCGUUGAGUUUGAAAGUGUCUGUGAGCAGCAGCCCAUAGGGAAAAGGUUUUUCAGACAGUUCACGCAGACAGUCCCUGAGUAUCAGACUGCUGUCGCCUUCCUGGAUGAGCUGAAUAACUGGGAGCUGGCAGAGAAUACCGGGAGAGACAACCUGCGCCAGAACAUUGCCACCAGCUUCCUCAAACCGGACUCCAAGAACUUCAUCUCUUACAUGAGCGGAGAGGUAGCUGAAAAGUGCAAAAAUGUGACUGAAAAAGACUUUGAGGAGGUCAUGGCACUGGCCAAAGAGGAGACCAAGAAGUUUCUUAUGGGCAAACCCUUCCAGGAGUUCCAAAGUAGUGGCUUCUUUGAUAAGUUCAUGCAGUGGAAAGUAUUCGAACGGCAGCCAAUUACUGAGAAAUAUUUUUAUGAGUUCAGGAUUCUGGGGAAAGGAGGAUUUGGAGAGGUCUGCGCUAUCCAAGUAAAGGUUUCUGGACAGAUGUACGCUUGCAAGAAACUGGACAAGAAGAGAUUAAAAAAGAAAAAAGGAGAUAAGAUGGCCCUGCUGGAGAAAGAGAUCUUGGAGAAAGUCAACAGCCCCUUCAUUGUCAAACUGGCGUACGCUUACGAAUCCAAAACCCAUCUCUGUUUGGUGAUGAGUCUCAUGAAUGGAGGCGAUCUGAAAUACCACAUUUACAACAUCGGGGAAAGAGGUAUAGAAAUGAACCGUGCCAUCUAUUACACAGCCCAAAUAACAUGUGGCAUCUUGCACCUGCAUUCAAUUAAUAUAGUCUACAGAGAUAUGAAGCCAGAAAAUGUACUUUUGGAUGACAAUGGGCAAUGCAUGUUAUCUGAUUUGGGUUUGGCAGUUGAAAUUAAAGAAGGAAAACAAAUCAACCAGAAGGCUGGGACCAGUGGUUACAUGGCUCCAGAAAUCCUGAAUGAAGAGAACUAUACCUACUCCGUGGACUGGUUUGCCUUGGGCUGCAGUAUCUAUGAGAUGAUCGCCGGCCGGACCCCUUUCAAGGAUUUCAAAGAGAAAGUCAAUAAGGACGAAGUGAAGAGGAGGUGCCUUGAGGACGAGGUGAAGUUUGAGCAUGCAAACUUCAAUGAACCCACCAAAGAUAUCUGCAAGCAGUUCCUGGUCAAGAAGGUGGAGGAGAGGUUAGGAUGCAGAGGAGCAAAUGAUGACCCGAGGAAGCACCCAUGGUUUAAAUCCAUCCAAUUUCAUCGUUUGGAAGCUGGUCUUGUAGACCCACCCUUUGUGCCAGACCCCUCUGUUGUCUAUGCAAAGGAGAUUGGGGACAUUGCAGAUUUCUCUGAAAUACGAGGCAUCGAGUUUGAUGACAAAGACAAGAAAUUCUUCAAGAGGUUUGCAACAGGAGCCGUCCCUAUCCCCUGGCAGGAGGAGAUGAUUGAAUCAGGCCUGUUUGAUGAACUGAACGAUCCCAGCAAGGCGAUGGCUGCAGAUACUGGGGAAAGCAAAUCAGGUGUCUGCUUGCUUCUUUAAAAGACAGAGCCUCAGUAAAGAAGGACUGACCACCACCAUUUAAAAAAAAAAUGUUUGCAGUUAGGGUUUGUGACGAAGACCCCGUUCAGAAAAUGUGUGCGACAGCUUGCUUGAGUUUGUUUGUCUGAGCCCCCCAAAAAUUAGCAAUGUGCUUUACAACAGGACUUGGCACUGCUGUAUUGAAUUGUGUAAUGCAUAACUCGAGCCAGCAGAUGCCACCAGAAACUUUGGCUUCCCUAAGCUAUACUCCCAUGCAAAUGAUGCCUUUUUAACUCCUUACCUGUCUAGUCGAGAAAGCAGCUUCAGAAAGCAUCACACUGACGAUAUAUGUUGACUGCUGGAAAGCAAAUGUGUUUGGUUACACCAAAUGCUUCUGUCAAAGGCGUUGAAUGUCUAGUAGUUAAUCGUAUUUCAUAGUUAACAAGCUGUUGUGUGUAAAUGGACAAAAGUGACUUCUAUUGACAGAGUCCUUCCAAGCUUUUAAACAGUGUUUUCAGAAGUGCUUUAAAAAUAAAAUAUGUUUGUAAUUA
This is a messenger RNA of Acipenser ruthenus (sterlet), 2284 nucleotides long. Its product is annotated as rhodopsin kinase grk7-a-like. Lineage: Eukaryota; Metazoa; Chordata; Actinopteri; Acipenseriformes; Acipenseridae. The record is from RefSeq and is a predicted model, not a curated record. The transcript is spliced from 4 exons. The coding region runs from base 108 to 1754 and encodes 548 amino acids. Gene Ontology annotation, biological process: signal transduction; protein phosphorylation; regulation of signal transduction. Gene Ontology annotation, molecular function: rhodopsin kinase activity; ATP binding. Gene Ontology annotation, cellular component: cytoplasm.